AUGAAUCGGAAUGGUAUUUAUUAUGUUCCUGCUUCAACGUCCAAGCAUCAAAAGAAGGAAACAACAACUCGGAAUUUCAAUAGUAGUAGUACUACUCCAUCUUCUUAUCUUGACAAGGCUAUUCAUCAACAUUAUGAAACAAGAAAGAAAUUGUUGGCAAAUUCAAAUAACAAUAACAACAAUAACUCGAGAAGUGCUGCUACUCCUUCUUCUCACAAUAAUAACAACAACUCGAGUAGUCAUUUUCGAAAAGAUGGACCAUUAUCAUCAUCCCCUCCUUCCAUUCCAUCCGAUAUAUUUCCAGAGUUAGCCAAUUUUGAUAUGAAUGAAUGUGAGAAUUAUUCGACUCUAUUAUCAAAAUUAAGUGAUGAACAAUUAAACGUAUUGAAAUGUGCCAUAGAAGGACAUUCCAUGUUUAUUACAGGUGUUGCUGGAACUGGAAAAUCAUUUCUAUUAGAAUGUAUUAUUAAAACAUUGUCCAAUGUCCAUCAAAAGAAAGUUGUAGUCACAGCAUCCACUGGAAUUGCAGCUGUAAAUAUUGGAGGAUCUACCAUUCAUUCAUUUGCAGGUAUUCGAACACUCGACAAUGGUCAAGUGGAUAGUAAAACUGCAUGGAGAAAUGAUAAAGAAUGGCAAAGCACAGAUGUUUUAAUCAUUGAUGAAAUAUCCAUGAUUGAUGCUCAAUAUUUUGACCAACUUGAAGCUGUAGCAACAGAGAUUAGAUGUUUCUUUGAAAUUGCAACAUCAAAAGCACCAAAAGAAAUGGUCAUGAAACAAUUACCUGCAUUUGGUGGAAUUCAAGUGAUUUUAUGUGGUGAUUUUUUACAAUUACCACCCGUAGCAAAACCAUUUAAAAAUGAACAUGGAGAAACUGUCUAUCAAAAGAAAGAAAUGUGUUUCAAAGCAAAAUGUUGGCAAAAAAUAAUCAAAUAUACUUUUGAAUUAACCAAUGUCUUUAGACAAGAAGAAAAUGAAUGGGUAUCUAUUUUAAAUUCUAUAAGAACAUGUCGAAUUGAUUCCAAUGCAAUUUCACAACUCUCAAAAUUACAACACAAUCGAUUUGAAGGGAUGGAAAAAUCAACAGUCAUUCAUACUCUUAAUAAGAAUGUGGAUGGUGUCAAUGAAAGUGAAUUAUUGAAACUUGAUCCACCACACUUUAUUUAUAAGGAUCAUACUUACUUUUCUUAUGGAGAAUAUGAUCCAGGUGUUGAUCCUCCAAGCACUAAAGAAUCGAUUCGAAAUGCUAUUUUAUCAAAUUUUAAUUCAAGUAAUGCUGCACCUGAAAUUAAUUUGAGAGUUGGUGCUCAAGUCAUGAUGAUUAAGAAUGAUUUUACAAAUCAAUUAGUGAAUGGUACAAGAGGAGAAGUCAUUGGAUUUGUGAAACAAUCAGCACAAGAUUUAUAUUCGACCACAAAAACACUUAAACCCUAUGCUCAAACAUGGAUUGAUGAAAAUGGAGAAUUAUUUCCAAAAGUUGUUUUUACAAGAGAAGAAAAUGGAAAGGAAUACAAGAUUAUCAAAAUUGUACAUCCAGCAAUAUUUGAAACUGAUGGACCAAAGAAAUCAAAAGGUACACGUUUACAAAUACCUUUAAAACUUGCUUAUGCCAUGACUGUUCACAAAACACAAGGUCUCACUCUCGAUAAAUGUAUCAUUGAUUUGAGCACUGUAUUUAGUCCAGGACAAAUUUAUGUUGCACUCUCCAGAGCUAAAACAAUGAAAUAUUUGCAAGUGAAAAACUUUAAUUCCUCAACACUAACAAGACAUAUCAACAGGGAAGCCAUUGAAUUCUAUAGAGCAAUUAGUAAGAAUGAUUCGUUCAUUCCUCAAGACAAAUCACCCAAAGAAACAUUUAUUGCUAAAUUAUUAUCAAAACAUUCAGAAAGUUUUGCACAAAGAAAGAAACAAUUUGAAACCAUUUUAGAAAAAAUUGAUUUGGAGGGAAUGAGUUCACUCUCUCAAAAUUCAAAAAAGAGAAAAAAAACACAAGACUCUUCAUACACCUCUGAAUUGAUGAAGAAGGCCAAAAUGAGUCAAAAACCCUCCACAACCUUUGAAUCAAGUAAGAGAGGUGGUAAAUAUUACUGUGUUGCCACUGGAAGAAAACCUGGUAUUUAUUUGACAUGGGAAGAAUGCAAAACACAAGUCGAUAAUUUUAGAGGAGCAAAAUUUAAAUCGUUUCCAACACUUGAAUUGGCAGAACAAUAUAUGAAAGAACAUGGAAUCACCAAUUAA
Naegleria fowleri is the source of this 2235-nucleotide messenger RNA. RefSeq lists its product as uncharacterized. Gene Ontology annotation, biological process: DNA repair; telomere maintenance. The transcript has 5 exons. Gene Ontology annotation, molecular function: DNA helicase activity. The coding region runs from base 1 to 2235 and encodes 744 amino acids. The record is from RefSeq and is a predicted model, not a curated record. NCBI's taxonomy places the organism in Eukaryota, Heterolobosea, Eutetramitea, Acrasida, Naegleriidae.